Messenger RNA from Chanos chanos (milkfish), 790 nucleotides. RefSeq names its product CD151 molecule (gene cd151). The coding region runs from base 32 to 790 and encodes 252 amino acids. Gene Ontology annotation, cellular component: plasma membrane. The record is from RefSeq and is a predicted model, not a curated record. Gene Ontology annotation, biological process: cell migration. The transcript has 8 exons. NCBI's taxonomy places the organism in Eukaryota, Metazoa, Chordata, Actinopteri, Gonorynchiformes, Chanidae.
UUUAUACCGUCAUCUACAGUUUGACGGCAGGAUGGGGGGAGAUGAAGAGAAGACGAACAGCUGUGGGACCAUCUGUCUGAAAUACUUACUUUUCACCUUCAACCUCUUAUUCUGGCUGGCAGGGGGUGCUGUAAUGGCAGUUGGAAUCUGGACUCUGGUGGAUAAGAGUGAGUACAUCAGCCUGCUGUCCUCCAGCACUUAUUCUGCUGCUGCGUACAUCCUGGUCGCGGCAGGAGCCAUUGUCGUGAUGACCGGGAUACUGGGCUGUUGCGCCACCAUAAAGGAACACAGGGGACUUCUCAUAGUGUUUUUUGUUCUGCUGCUGUUUAUCUUCCUGCUAGAGAUUACUGCUGGUGUGCUGGCGUAUGUCUAUUAUCAGGAGCUGAAUAAUGAGCUGAGAGAGGACCUGAGAAAGACCAUGGUGCAAAACUACCAGCAGCCCGGGAAGGAGCACAUCACCAGGGCUGUGGACAGACUGCAGCAGGAUCUGAUGUGCUGUGGCAGUAACAGCUCUGCUGAUUGGACGCACAGCUUAUGGAGAGAGACACUGGCAGGUGAUAGGCUGGUCCCUGACAGCUGCUGUAAAACACCCUCUGAUCUUUGUGGAAAGAGAGACCACCCCUCUAACAUCUACAAAGUGGAGGGAGGAUGCAUCAGUAAGUUAGAGGAGUUUAUUCUGCAGCACUUGCAGAUCGUCGGUGCAGUGGGCAUUGGCGUCGCCUUCCUUCAGGUUGUGGGAAUGAUCUUUACCUGCUGUCUGUAUCGGAGCCUGAAAGAGGAACCCUAUUAA